AGAUAGAUAGCUAUGGAACUCUUGCCAGUAGCUUUCAACACAUCACCACCUGCCUCGAUAUCCCUGGUCGUGACAACCACGCCUCAAGAUUAAGUAACCUCCCGCACCACUGGCGAUUAUAUUAUGGCAUCUUCCAAGCCCCCGCCGCGCGAAAAGAGCCUGGGACGCCCCCGGGGCAGCAGUCGUGGGGGAGUGUUGCAGACCCUGCAGGAGUUCAACAGCCGGCCGCUCAACAUGCCAGUUAACGCUCGCCGCCGCCCGGAAUCGCUCCACAGAAAUCGCGACGGGCCGGCUCAUCCACUUCCUGGACCGCCGCCCAGUGGCGUGUUGACUAAAGGUUGUUCCAAGGGCACAACUACGACUAAAGGCAACAUCGGAAAGUCCGCGGGAAUAAAGAACGGCGCGAAGCAGAAUGCAGCAGUUGCAACUGUUCCUGGUACAACUACGACAUCUUCAAAAGCCAAUUUUGCAGCCGGUGCCAGCAGCACAACCACUACAUCAGGUGAACAACAACUACAUCAACCGGCGGUGGAACGAACAUGUGCGACUGGGAAAAAUGGGCAUCAAGGUGGGAAAAAAGCAGGGGGAAAUGAUAAUGAAGGAGCUUCGAAAGCAAGUGGCAGUAAAACGAGCUGCGCACCGUCUUCUUCCUCCACCAGCAAGCUUGCAACCACCAGCAGCUGCAUGUUGACAACCACAACAGCUGCUGCUUCAAUAAUUUCAGCUAGAGCUGGAGCUGCGGGUGGGGGUGCCGGGAGUAGUAAGAUCACAACGAUGAACUGCGAAACGGGAGCAGAAACCGUAGCGUCCUCUGCGGCGACGGGGACCAAGCGCACUUCUACGGAGCAAGCCCCAAAGACUACUACUUCAAGUAGCAGCUGCUCGAGCGCCGCCCUAGUCAAGACCGAGAGUAGAGGACAGCUGUACGCGAGUCAGCAAGAGGACCAGCGCGCCCGGCGCCUCUCCAGUCCGUCGACAGACGAUUUUGCAGUUUUGCGAAGCGAAACAACUGCGAUUGGGCUUGUCGCGCAGCAAAAAGUUUGUAACCGUGCCUCGGCAAGAGCCGCAACUUCCACAUCUUCCAAGUCGCUGCAUCGGACGAAGAAUGCCGCGUCGGCCGACAUCAAGACUGCAGAUCGGAAUCGAAACGGUUUCAACCCCAUCUCACGAGAGAGGACGGCGCCGCAAAAUAUUUGCGGUUCGACCGAACACGGGCAGCACACUGCGACAAAACCUGGGGAAACACACACCACUAAGCAUGAUCUAGCCGGCGGCCACGACACCGCAGUUCCAGGACAACUAAAGGUUCCGGGAAAAGCAGUAUCAUCUCUACCCACACGGCCCUCAAGCUACGAGAGCCGCGGCGAAACAGGCGUUAAAGGCACGUCCCAGUCAUCGAGGGUGGAAUUUGGAUUGGACAACACAGCUGCUCGGGGUAGUCUUCCGACGGGACGAUCAGGCAAGACUACCACUGUUCCAGCGGCUGAUCAAGUAGAACCGGAAAAGAAGCAAUCUUAUUCUCUCCCGAAUCUUCAAGACAAGCAGGUGGACAAAAUGCCGGGGCAAGACGCUGCACCUACGGUUUCUUCCUCCGGGGUAGCAGCAGCAGCAGUAGCAGCAUCGGGAGGUGGCCCGCGGAAAAUAACUACCACUCAUGUUGAUAAACCGCAAAAGGAGAUGUUGAACCAGUCCGCCGCAUCUAGCCGUGGUAUGGCAUCAGCUAUUACUUCUAUCGGCACAGAGAAACCAGAACACAGGAAGUCUUCAGCCAACGCACUUUCGAGCAGCAACACAUCUUCGAACAAACCGCCUCCGGUAAUCUCUGCCAAAAACCGGCGAAAAAGUUCCCGGUCUGCGAGCCGGGUACGAGGGUUGCCGAAGAUCGAGACGCCUCGGGCGGCACGGCACGCCAAGAAAAAACGGAAAGCAGAAAGACGAAGGGCAAAACAGGAAAGCAAGGCCGCGCAUAAAGGGAAUCAUAAGACCGCGAAGCCGUUUGAGAAGGGUGAAAAGAACAACCAGCGCCAUACCACGACCAGUCGUUCUUCUACAAGAGCAUUAGCAUCAUCUUUGCCGUCGGGGGCCGCUGGACGAGAGAAGAGCAGCGGACAACUACCUGGCGGGGCCCCGUGGAUGGGAACAGCUACUUCUUCACAUGGAUUGAAUAUUGCUAUCGGACCGCAACGCGACUAUCUUCAAGCCGGAGCUAAACAGUUGGACAUUCAUGAGGACGCUCGCGCGACGUUUGGAAAACCCUUUGCAGACGCGGUUUUUAUGUUUUUGUGUUUCGGUUUUUCAUAGCACAGAGGUCGAUGUUCAGAUGAAUGACGGAGAGCAUGGAAGAUCUUUUUAUACCUAUGAACGAUUCGUGUAAUUUCCGGUUCAACAAAUAUUAAUUCGUCACCAGGUAGCAACAUCAGCUUAUGCAUCUGCUUCGGCGCAGCAGCACACGCUAUGUGGGUCUACUCCUUCUCGACUAAGCGUCGAAACACCGGCGACUGGCUCUACUCCUCCUCGCCCUGGUGGAUCGGCACCGGCGGAGCAGGUCGUAGACCAAAAUCAAGGCAAUACCAAGAUAAACGUGACGAUCCAUAGCGCCUCGUCGUCGGGGAUCAUGAAAGAUAAAUCUACGGCUGCGUCCUCCGGCGCACCUCCGCCGACAAGAACCCUGCAGGACAAAGCAGGUGGUGCGACGAGGGAGAGAACUACACUCCCGAGCAGCGACGGCUGCUACACAAGCAGUGACGACUCGAGCAGUGAAGAUGAGGAGACGAGCAGUGAAGAUGAUAUAUGCAAUGCAAAAGCAACGUACUAGUACAACUUGCAUUACAAAUUAGCCAGACAUUACGAACUAAAUUUCAAUUUGUAAUUCUGAUUUACCUGGACGAAGGGAUUUGUAAUGCAUAACAGUAAUUACUACGAGUGCGAUACUUUUGCAGUUCAUAUGAUACGAGCAGUGACGAUUCGCGCAUCGUAGACACGAGCAGUGAAGAAAAUGACGAUGUACAACAGCGAGGCACGACGACCAGUGGAGCUGGUCGUCAGGUGGCGAUUCAAAGGGACGAGGGUACUACAACGACAACCAAAACGACCCCAGCGGAAGCUUGUGUCAACACUGGUCAACAGGCAGCGACACGAGCGUCACCGCAUCAAGGAAGAGGAACACGUGACGAAAUAAAGAACGCACCCCCUAGUCGUGGCAGCGGUUCGAGAAAGAACAGUAGAAUUAUCCCCAUUUUACCGCCGAUCAUGGAGGAAGCGGAGAGUCUUUGCCAAGAGUCUUCAAGCGAGGAGGCUGAGGUUCUCCUGCAGGCCGCGAAAGGCGAGAGCAAGGGGUUGACCACGUUGAAGAAAGCAAACCAGAACAAUGACGAACAUUUUCCAACAGUACAAUUGGCAGCGAAGAAGUCAACAGGAGAAGCGGUUUCGUCUUCCUCUGUGGCCCUUGUUGUUCCUGCUGGUCGUGAGCAAGCUCGGGCAGGCGGCGAAGAGGGGAAAGAAGCUGGUGCUGGAAAAGCUGCGGUAUUAGAAGUACAGCCGGAAGAUGAGGUCACAGCAUCUGCACGUGGGGAGAAUCUGCAUCAUCCAGAAAAACACGACGAAGAUCAUGAUCACAUCCCGCAUCAUGUUUCCGCUGCAGAUGCUUUAGCCGCUCUUUCGUCGGCGAUGAAUAAGAUUUACUCCCGGGUCGUUGAUGACCCUAUCGGGACGGCGAAGUACGUGGUGAAAGUGAGGGAGGUAUGCAGUGCAACUAUAUCUGGGUCAGGAACAAGGGUUGAACCUGUAUUGCGUGUCUCGCAUUUUUCAAAAAUCUGUAUUGCAUAUUGCAGCAAAACAAGCGCCACAUUUUCGGCAUUUAAACUCGCAGGGUUGCAAUGCGUGGCGCGCAUGAGAAACUAGACGAAGCGACUGAAAAAAUUGUCAUGCUUCACUGCACUUAGAGGCGCGCUCAAUCAUGACCAUUCAGCAUUACAAGUUUCCAGACCCACACUUUUUUGCGCCGCAUAUGAGGCAAGAAAACGAGUAAAGGAAGAAUUCUGCUUGGAUCCGGAUCAGCCGCAUGUGACCCCGAGCGAGCAGACACGCAUAGAAAACGAAGUGUUUGCUGCGUACAACAGAUUUUUGAAACAAGAACAAGCAGCUCCUCCCGGACCCGCGUCUACUUCUACCAACACAAAGAACGAUGACAGUCAGCAGCAGCAACCCAGCCCCUUCCCCUCCAUGAAAAUCUGGCGGAACGGGCAGGCAGUGGACGGCCUAACCCGCGCGGAGUGGUUGGACCCAAGCCACCCGCUUCCGCCCGAAGGAAUCCUGUUGCAGGGCGUACGGGGCCGGCCAGCAGUAUGGCGUUCUCAAACGUUACAUUCUCAACUGUUACAUGAUUGGUCAUGCAAAAUGACCAUGAGAGCCACCAGACGAUCAAGCUGCUUCGCGUGACAAGUUCUCGAAUGACUAAACAGCAUCUAAAUCUGUACCAAAUCUGUCAUGCAAGACGCGCAAGCUCCCUUCUUUCACUUUUGCCAUUCUUGCAUGACAAAUUCAUGUAACAGCUGAGAAUGUAACAGUUGAGAACGCCAUAACCAGCAAACCCGGCCGAGAAGCUCAUGUGGGAACAAAAUCGGGGCACCUGGCGGGAGUGGUGCUUCGCCGACGGCCCUGCUCCACUUUGUGACAGCGGCCCGUGUAUGCAGCGUCAUGGCGACUACGACCCGAACAACCCAAAACCCAAGUCGCAUUUUUUUCACAAAGUUAGCCUCUGGCGUGCGGAGGACAAAAAGAGUAGUGACGCGGGCGGAAUAAGAGCAAGGCGUGGUGGCGACAAUGGAACUACAAGCGACAAUGCCGCUAAUGCCGUAGACGGAAGCGAUGAGAAGGAAGUGGCUGACGCUUACCAGAAUAGAUCCCACCUGAAAGAACAACAAGCAGGAGCGCCCGAGGCCGCGUCGACGACCAGCAAAUUGGGUGGUGCGUCGUCCUCUUCCCGGCCGGAGUCGUCGACUGACAAUACCGUGGUGACCAGAAAGCCAGCCUUUCCGCAAACGGUGAAGCUGGAGCAGAACACCACCACGAAGAAACGCGAGACAGAACAACAAGAGAAGACCGCCAGGCUGUCCCCCCCAGAAGAAGCAAGCGGAACAACAGAAAGCGCGGAAGCAAAAAAUCAUUUUGGAGCUGCAUUGAAGCCCCCGGGACGACCUGAGGGUCCGUUCUUACCAGCGGCGGUAGUUGCAGAGCCGCCGGUACUUCUAGCAGGCGAGGUUGCGGAGCAGGAAAUGAAUGAGCGACACGAUGAUCAGGCCAGCGGCGACGGCGCAGCUCCACCAGCGGAAGAAAGAAACUUUCUGAUCACAGAAGGGCGCGCAGAUGAUCACGACGGCAAGGAGGUCCGGUGGGUGGAUGUGAUCGAUGACUACGUAAGCUUCUGUCCGGGGAACCAAAAUAGUAACAAAAUGCGGCUGGCAGAACCGUGGACCCACAUCCUCUCGCCGGAAGACGUUGCUGCGAAGCUGAGCGAACUGGUGGAGAAACGGGAGGUGGAUCACGUGAUAAAACUAAAUGAGAAGAAUAACGGGCCGGUUUGGAUGCGGUGGUGUGGGGAGUCCGAGCACAGGCCUAUGAGUGCGCAAUUCGGCCCGGAAGAGAAAGACCUUCGCAUUCUGUACCCGAGAAAGAUAUUCGUGAUCGAAGACGACGAGAAGCCAGCGGACGAAGCAAAAACGACGAAGGCGAAAAAGACCAUGAAGAUGAACAAGAAAAACAAUAAAGGGAGCAAACAGCUAAUCAGCGCCGACACCACUGCAAAUUCUAUCUCUUCUACCAACGCUGGAGCAGCAGGAGGUGGUGGAACGAAAGCAGCUACAACUACCACCAAAGGGCAGACGAACAAUCCGGGUGAGCCGGCUUCAUCUACUGCUCCCGCGACUUCUAGCACGACAACCGGAGCAGGACUUGGACCAGCAGGAGCUGCAGCUUCUGGCGCAAGAAUUGCGGCCACUAAUGAGCAGGCCACUAAUGACAAAGGGCCGCCGGCGUUUUCUGGUUUUGACGAGUUUGAAGCGGAUAAUUUGGGAGAGAAUGCUGAGAACUACAACCCGUCAAAAUUUCUUAAUACCAGCGGGAGCACUACUAAAGCGACCUUGAGAAUGCCGCCGGAUGAUCACAUCGACCCUGGUUUAGUAUUCGAGUCGACGUUUCUUGGAACUGUUGACGACACGGGGGACGGUGAUUUUGAGGAUUUUGAAGAUGACCCGUUUCGUCCUGGAACCGCAGGCAGGGGCACGAGCCUAUUGGCCACAAUGAAGAACGACAAGAAGAUGAAAAGCUCUAAAAACAACAACAGCACUGACGGCAAGGCCAAGUUCGUCUUGGCCAAGCAGGAUGAAGACCUCCCCCUUCUUUCCCGCGGUAGUACUGGUGGUCGUGGAAAAGGCGGAAAAAAAUCGAAAAGCAACAAGCAGCAAGAACGAGAACAAAGCAAUGACGACUCGAGCUCUGACUCCGCUUCCAGUCCGGUGGAAGACGAGGAGGACGAUCUGCUAUGCGGUGCAAGAAAUAUGUAGCGUCAGUCUGGAUUUGUGGGGGAGAUACAAGAACUGUAUUAUGCAUGAAGAGGAUUGGCUUAGGCUAGGUUAGUUUCUUUGUCAUGCUGUGAAAGUGAAACUCAGUUUGUCAUGUGCAUUAUCAGCAACACAAGAAAUCCAGAAUGAGACCACAUCUUUGAAGUGCAUAUCCCCUGGCUGACGAUAACAACGCGGCUAAGAAGCCCGUUCAGGCGAAAAAGACUGCUGUAGCGAAACCCAAGGCAAAAAAACCUCCGGUUAAAAAACGGAAAGAUCAAGCGCCGAAGGGCCCCGCCAGGGGCAGUGAAGAGGAUGACGAAUUAGAUAACCGCGGCAAGGGAAGAAAGAAAGACGCAAUAAAGCUUAGCAAGAAGGGCCGGGAAGUGGAUCAAGUUCAAGAGGCCGUCGCUGAGCCGAAAAAGCGAAAAAUAAAGGAACAGGAAAAACCACUGGCACAGCUGCAAGCAUCAAGUGCAAGUGGGCUCGGCUCACAGGGCAUGAAUAUCAUAUGCAAUUGUGUCGGUCUAGCUGAUUUGUGUUGCUGAGUCUUCUCGCAUGAUAAGCUGAAGUGGCCGCUUUUCGAAGAUACGGCACCAGAUGGCCUCCAUCGGGAGUGCGUUGAAAGAAGACAAAAAAUAUCUUGUCAUUCUUUCUUGCAGAAGUGGCAUGCUGUCAUCUUGCAAGACACCAAUGAUUAUUGGCUAAAAAUAUCCGAAAAUACAUCCUUUCGUCCACAGGCGGCCAGAGGGUAAAUAUUUCUUUCAAUCUGCUUCCUCCGAAGGAAAUUCUAGCGCGAUUCCCCCGUGGUUUUGGGUGCAAAUGUCGAAAAAUUUAACUUUUUUGCCCGAGCGGGUGUAUUUAGCAUAACGUAUUCUGGCUACCCUGUUUGCACUUUCGGCCCCUUUGCAAGAGUCGGUCCUCUCCAAGAGUACAGUCGGCAAGGGGGACGCUGCGUAAGCAGUGGCUUCCUGGUUGAUAAUGACUUCCGCACCGCCUCAGGCUGGCAACAGAGCAGGGAGAAGGAGGCGCUGGGCUCAGUGGAAGGACAGCCGGCUCGUUUUUGUGGCCGGCGCGUCGGCCAUUUGCUGAGGUUGGAACAUUUCCAGGGUCAUGUCCACCCUUGACGCGUGUUCUGGCGCUAGGGCACUCAAAUGCACUGGAGCGACUUGCUGCCAUUCAUUCACCAGCCCGGUUAGCUCAGUCGGUAAAGCGCCAGGCUCUUAACCUGGUGGUCGUGGGUUCGAGCCCCACAUCGGGCGAGUUUUUGCCGCAUUUUGGAAGUGUGGGUCGCUGACAGCAGGGCUUUGCUUCUUUUCGGAAUGGCAUGGGGGCAGGACGAACACUUCCAUGUGAAAAACGGUUGAAGUCGGUGGCUGCUGCGGAAGGCGACCUGCUACGCGCAGCAGCCAACGAUAUCCUGUUUUUCACAGUAGAUCUGGCGCCGCAGGGGACUUCCUAUCCGUCUUUCCAGUUGUUUCUGCAGAGAGCAAACAACAAAAUACGUUGAAAGGCGUUCGAAAAAAAAAUACCAAGUUUUAGGAAGUUUCACGAUUUCGCUCGUAUCAUGCCUUAAAACCUGCAAAAAUGCGCAAAAAUAUUGUUUUUCUCCCGAAUGGUUGUAUUUAGCAACCCGUAUUCUGGCUACCCUGUUUUGCGUUUUUCCUCUUGUUCGGAUCUCCUUCGGGAGUCAUCCGUUAAAAUUGGAACGAUACAGAGAAGAUUAGCAUGGCCCCUGCGCAAGGAUGACACGCACAAAUCGAGAAGUGUAAACAAUUUUUUUUAAUCUGCAUGGUAUGAUCGUUUUCGUUCCUUUUUGGAAACGCGAAUACCGAUGUUAUGCUUCAGUCUCCUUUCGGAGUCAAAUUCUGAAUCCGCACGGCAUGACGUGGUUUUUGUGCAAACGGAUUGAAUAUGCAUGGUAUGGUGCAAUCGAUAAGCAGGAAGGAUUUCCGAAUCCGCACGGUGUGGAUGAUUUUUCCUGUCUGCAUCCCGGGACGUUAAAAUGUAGACCGCACGCUAUCGUGGACAUGCAUUGUUACAGGUUCUUGCAGUCCCCUCGGGUUUGGAAAAAAACGACAACAUUUCGUCGGUGCCGAAAUAAAACGACCACAGUAAUUCGGAAGAACUUUUCAAAAAAACUGCAAGUGCGGGCAGUUUUUUGCCCCACUGCAGUAUUUAGCAGCCGUAUUCUGGUGACCCAGGUCUAGCGUUUCACCCAACUGCCGCAACCGCCUUCCAGGCAGUGGUGAGCCGGGCUGGUGCUCGGACGCGGCUUCAACCCGCGGGGGGCGGUGACGCCCAGGGGUUCGAUUCCUCCUCCGCUGCGUUUUGUUUUCUUUUGUUGCUCUGUCCUUUUUUCCCCGCCUGCUGCCUCCGACUUCAAAGCUUUGCCCCUGGGGCUGUCUCUUUUCUGUCCUGAUGCGAUUGCCUGUUCUGUCCGACCGUCCGCAUUCCCUGACAGCAAGAUCUUGCUGUCACUCUAUACGACUCGCAUCACAAAGAAUUCAGCUCGGGCCUACACAUUUGUUACGCCCCACAUAAUGGCACGAAAAGUCGGGUGAGGCAGUUGAUCCUCCUGCUGCGAGCCCUAAAUCUGACGAGGAAAAGAAGGUGGCGCAUCUCCACAACUAUGCAAAAUAAAAGUAUCCUGACACUCAUAGUAACUGCUAUUGCAGUCAUGUAAAUCUUUUGCUUGACGUUGUAAUCCCGCAUAAACGAAAAACGAAUUCCAUUUCUCAUGAACUUGUAACUUUGUCAUGCGCAAUUACAAAGUCCACUUGCAGUGGGGAAAAUUUCAAUUUUUUGCUCUUGCAAUUACUGUUGGCGCGGUACUUUUACAAUCCAUAAGGAAAUGCGGAUUCCCAAGUUGAAGACGGAGUACUUCGAGGAAAAACCAACGCGACCCUACCUUCUCACCAUAUCCAACUGUACAAGAGUAUCGCAAAUUUUUGCAUGACAAAUUCAAACACAAACUCAAUGCCUAGCAUGAAAAAUUGAAUUUGUGUUGCUGGCAGGAUCUUCUGUCAUGGAUGAUUGCAAUUAAAAAAUAGUACGAGAUGUGCAAUGCUCGUUUUCAUCUUCCCGUGGAUACGCCAGGCAGGGCAACCAGAAGACGAUGGAGGAGGUUAUGGAUUUGACAGAUGUUAUCUUCUCAACUCUUACAUGAAUUUGUAAAUGCAAACUUAUCCUCGUAAGCCACCAGACGAUCAAGAACAAGUAGAUACUUUUCAUUGAUAAAUUCUCGAAGUAGGGCGAGAGAGCGUCUAAAUCUGCGCCAAAUUUGUGAUGCGAAGGUUUCAAUGUUGGCCCUUUUCCUGUUGUUGUCCCUUGUUCUUCCUUCACAAAUUUAUGUAGCAGUUGAGCGCGUAACGUUUGAGAAUCUCAUACAAUUUCUCUCGUCGUACACACGAGAGUCUGGCAUUGAAUGGGACGAGGCACCUAUGCAAGAUCAAAAAAAAGAACUGCGUUGGUGUAACUCUAACUCCUUGUGACGGGGUGCAGCAUCACAAAUUUGUUUCGCAUGACAGAAAAAACUUGCCACUUGCUAGUAUCAACUGUGAAAUGAUCGAGCAUGAAAAGGGGCUCGAAUGUAAAUCCGCAUGACAGAAUUGUAAGAACUGCGUUGCAUGCUCUACUGCAUGGUCACAGACUUAUAUUAUCGACACAGCUUUUUAUUUUCUUUUCCUGCAUAACCCCGGAGAAAAACGUCAUCCGCAGAACACUAUCAAAUGUGAAAGUGUCUCGGUCUGGAAGAAUGCAACUUCUCAUGCUAAAUCUGAAGCAUGCAAAAAACAGUGUUGCAUCAUUACCAAAAGCUGUCCACUUUUGACGUAAUCGAGAGGCAGUUUCUCAUGCAGGAUAGACAUGAUAGAACCCUCACAGAAUCUGUAAUGCUAUGUCCUACAUGCCAGACCAGACCUCAUGGGUCAUGGAAAACCUGCAUGACAAGUCUGGCACUCCUCCAGACCCAGACAUUUUUACACUUGAUAAACACCAGGCAUCCCGAACCCGAAGGAGAGCACCAUCCAAAAGGCGCUUGACAAUGAACGGAGGGCAAGAAUCGAAGUCGGCUGGGACUGCAUUUGCCUCACCUCAUCUGGCGUGCAGGCCUUUCCACCCGUGCCCCCGGAGGUGCUUGACAACCAGCGUCUUUGGUAUGCAAGGAAAAGGCUAGGCAAGUGGAAGUCUGUAAGUAAUGCACCGGAGGCUACACAGUUUGUUGCGCUUGCCAUACUACACCCAGUCGUGACGUCCUAUUCAAGUUUGUCACGCUGCCAGUCGUGAUUUUUCGUUGUCAUGCGGAACAUCAAGUUUGUCAUGCUGCCACCCAUAGACCCCUUCUAUGCUAACGCCGUUUUUUUCUUGGAUAUUUGGCGGGAGUGGCGCAAGAGCUCUGAGGAGAUCCGGAAAAAAUUCGUCAGACGCAAGGACGGUGAUGGGAGUCUCGUCAACUAUAUCAAAUGAAAAAAAACGAAAAAAAUUUCAUCUGGGUCGGGAAGGCGAAGCAGUUUGAUGCAACUUCUGAUGCUAAAUAUUGAGCAGACGAGACAAAACACUGUAUCUGCGUCAGUGCCAAUAAAUGCUGCCCGUGCAGCGUGUGCCCACUAUUAUUUUUUGUUGCACAGAUACUAGCAAAUUUCUCAUGCAGAGUGGGCAUCAAGAAACCUUCGGAAUAAAACCUGUAAGUAGUGCUUGAGCUUGAGCUCGUUUGCGUGGAUCUCAGCCCAUCUUUCGCCGGGAGGAUUUCUUGCAUGAAGACAAACGCGCGGACUCCUCCAGAGGACCACCCAGACAUGUUUAUUGCAGCGGAUAGACUACUGGCUGUAUCCAGCGGAGCCCUGGAAUAAGGACGCCUAUGAUUUGACGAAGCGUAAGGUGAACCGCAGGGGCGAGGAAAUCCCGAGUUCCACGGAUGAUGAAGCUGGGGAAGAUCAUAUCCCGUGUAAACACGACGUUCGCACACCGGAGUUGCUGUCAUGCGAAUUUGCAUGCGCGGGUUGCUUGUUUCUCAUGCGUUUCCACAACAUGAGGUUGACUGAGGAUUUAAUUUCUAAUAGUAUUUACGUAUUUCGACUUUGUCUUUGUCAUGCUGUUAUCGGGAUGAUCGUAAGGUGAUCGAUUUGUGAUGCGGCUGCACCAGCUAACGUCACUACUUUGGUAUACUGCGCGGCCAAUCUUGUCAUGCGAAAUGAUAGCCAAACGUUGGCGAUUUGUGUACUAGAAAGAAAAACUUCAUGCUUUUUCGGUCUGGGUUGUCGGUCACGUCGUUUGAUUUGCACUGGAUAGGAUAAGAAGUCCAAACUGCAUCUGCCAAACCUCCGGGCAGCUCUACUUCGUCCUCCUCGUGUACUGGCUCCGCGGGCUCCUCGUCCUCCCGCGCAGCAGCUCUGCCGCACCUCCUGAGUACUAGAAACGACGCAACUACAACAUCUUCAAGGCUGCAGAGCAGCGGCAGUAGUGCAACAAGCGCAUCGACAGCAGGAGCCGCGAAUAAAGGAACUGCUGGCCGGGCCGUCGGGAAGAUCAAGCCCAAUGCAGCACCUCCAAAGCCUUGUCCCCCGCAUCAAGGAGGAAGUUCAAGCGGGAAAAGUAAAAAGAACUCAGACAACGGCGCUAAACGGAAAGCCAAAGCUGCUGCUGUAAAACCAGGAAGAAAGAAAAGUACCACCGCCGUGAAGAAGCGGGAGGCGAAACAACAACAGCCACGCGGGGAUCUAUUAAAUGCAAAUAUGCUUGGAUCUGGACACUUGUGAUGCUGAAGUGCGGAUGACUGCAACGCUUUCGACUGCAGCCAAGCAUGACAAGUUCUUGCAACGCUGUCUCAUACGUAAGAACACGCAUGACAAACUCCGUUUCUGCGUGACAAAGAACGCUGCGCGUUUGCUGGCCAUGCAAUACAGAUUUUCUUGGAUUGUAAGACCAGCAUCACAAGCUCCCUUUUUCUAGACCCAGACAUAUUUGCAUUUGAUAGGAUCGUAGUGACAGCAAGAAAGUUAUUUCUCCGGAAAAGAAGAAGUCGUCGCUGCGAGAAAAGCGGAGUCGGGUUGAAAAGCACGUGAAGAUGUUGAAAAAGAAAAGUUCAUCAUCAAAGAAAAAAGUAGACAGCAACUGCAGCAGCAAGGAAGGCGAGAACUGUACUUCUUCUGGGCAUCAAGAGCCACUGUCAUCAUCCUCUGCUCCUGCAUCAAACGCCGCGAAUCAAACUACCAGUCAGGAUGAAGCUGCAAGUGCCAGUACUGGUUUCUGGAGCGGUUUCAAAAAUGGAAUCUCUAGCGUCUUGUUCCGCAAUGCACACGACAAAACCUCCAACACAACCGCUCGGGACGAAGAGGACAAAAUCAACGUAGCAAGUACAACAUCAAAAGAGGAAAACGUCGCCGGCGCAAAAAGUCCGACAUUGGAAAAGAAAACAAAAGCCAAAGGCGUGCGUGCGAAGGCGGAAGGAAAAAGUGCAAACAGGGCCAAAGCGAAAGCAAAAGCAUCUGCAAAGGGAAAGAACAAGAAGCCUGGAACGGGGGGAGGUGUUUUGAAAUAGUAUAUUGGUUGAGAAUAAAGCGCUGCGUGAAAAAUUUUUUUACACUUUCAAUUUUUGUUUUUUACGGUAUCACAGAAGGCUGCAAUGCACAAGAUCUAACAUUUUUUUUUGUCAAAGUCAAGAGCCAGCAGCUUAUAGUUGAACAAUUGCAAGAACAUUUAAUGCUAAUGGGCCCAUGAAUAGCUAAGAUUAUUUUACCUUGUUUCUACUACGAACUAGUUGUAGAUCAUGCUUAUUUUUGAGAGUACACGACAAAAGGCAUGCAAUGCCCCUGUUUCGCCAGCGGCGUUGCAAAAGAAUGAACGUUAUUUUCUUCGACUACAACACAUGUGCCUGGGCUUUCAAUUCAUAUUUGGAUAGGUUUCCGAAUUUAGACUUUCACAUAAAUGCCCAUGGAAGAUUGAAAAGAUGCUGCAGAGCAGCAACUAUUUUUGUUUUUUUUGGCAAACGAACAAAUAGUAGAAUGGAGUGCAGUACACGCACGCCGCAGAUAACACUUUGACGCAGGAGGUGCAGAAGGCAUCUUCGAUCUGUACAUGUAUUAAAGAAAAAGAAAAUAUCAUACACCAAGUAAUCUCACCGGACCACACAAGAAGUGUCGCACAGAAUACUGCUCGCAAUGGCGACAGAAAAAUGUAACGGUCUGGCAACAAGCACAGAAACAUGAUAAUGCGAAUGAAAAUUUGUAUACGUUUUAUCACAACAGAUUUAUUAAACUGACACUUUUUUCGAAGAAAAAUCAUAUUUAUAAAAUGACUGAAGAACGGUAGCAAAAGUGCAGCGAGAUGGU
Molecule: messenger RNA, 13885 nt
Organism: Amoebophrya sp. A120
Lineage: Eukaryota; Dinophyceae; Syndiniales; Amoebophryaceae
Source: the annotation of a GenBank genome assembly